AUGUCGGGGCGCGGGGGGACGCAGACCGAGCCGAGCCUCGCGCCGUUCGAGCUAGACAUACACGGGCUGAUCGACGACUUCGUGUUCCAGGUUAUCCGUCACGGGAGGCAGCCGACGUUUGACGAGUUCCGCGGCCUGUGGGAGCGGAGGGACUUUGGGCUGGUCCACGAGUGCUGCCCGCGCGCCUGCAGGCCCUGGACGUACGUGCAGCAGCUCUUCCUCACCGCCCUGAACCGCCUCGUCCUCCCCAGCCCGCUGCCCCCGCUGGAGGACGACGAGGCGGCGGACCCCGGCGCCGCCCCGCACGAGCCGCAGCAGGAGCCGCCCGCGUCGCCCGGCCACGACACUGACGCGCACGUGGACGGCGACCUGGCCGCGGCGUGGGAGGCGCUGGGCGGCGACGGCCUCGCCGCAGAAGAGCCCGCCGAGGACGCGGGCGCGCGCGGCGAGCACCCACCGCGCCGAGCGCCGCCCAGCGAUGCGGACCAGGCCGAGCCCAGCGGGAGCGACGGCGGGGCCGCUGCCGCGCCGGACGGUCCGGUGCUCGAGGAUGCGCACGCCGACCCUCCCGAGACGGACGCCCUGGUGCCGUGGGAGCCUGACAUGGCGGUGGAGUCGGUGGCGGUGGACCAGGUCGGGGCGCUGUUCUGCGUGUACGCGCUCUACAUGACGCAGCAGGCCGGGCGCGGUGCGGGGGCGGGGCAGCGGUCGCCGCGCGUGCGCAUCUACGCGGCGCAGCAGCACGUGGCGGUGCUCGCGCAUCUUGCGCGGUGGGGCAGCUACUACAGCGCGGACUGCCUCGACGUCCUCAGGAAGCUGGACGCCGAGCACGCGUUCGUGUACGGCGCGGUGUGGGUGGACCAGUCGAGCGGCGCGGGUGGGCAGCCGCAGCCGCAGCCGUGGGAGGCCCUGCGCCGCAAGCGCGGGAGGCGGCGGGUGGCCGAGGACCAGGUGCCCGGCGUGCUCAGACACAUCGAGCACCACGCCCUCAAGGUGCCCGCGGAGCUCAACGAGCUGGGCAUCCUGUCCGAGACGUACGCCUUGAGUCGGGAGCGCGCACGCAACGCCGUCACCGCUGAGGACCUUGGCGGGUGCGCCCUCGCACUCAACAUGAGCACCUUCUUCGCCACCGACGCGUCCACGAAGCUGUACCACAGCCGCAACAAGAUGCUCAGGGUGCUCGCGUUCGGCCGCGCGCGCUCCGCCCCGGCCCCACCGCCCCCGAAGAACCUGCGCGCCCACCGCAAGCGCCGGCGAGCCGACCACGAGCACGGCAGCGACCUCGACGACGACGACGACGCGGACAGCCGCGACGAACGCGCCGGAGCGGGCCCGAGCGGUCCCGGCGCCCGCCCCGCGCGCCCCCCCCCGCGCGAGGACGUGGUGGCGGAGGACAUGCCCGCGCUGUUCCCGGCGCGCGGCAGGCGGCGCGAGGAGAUCCCGCGGGAGGACCUGGAGCCGCUGCCGGACCUGCAGCACCCGCUGUCGCCGCUGGGCGACCUGGACGACCAGGGCGAGUGGAGCAGCGGCGGGAGCGGGGACUUUUGGAUGGGGGGGCCCGCGGGGAGCGACGGCGCGCCCGAGUGGAACUACGAGGCGUCGGACGACGACGAGGGCGACGACUGA
Pedinophyceae sp. YPF-701 is the source of this 1626-nucleotide messenger RNA. NCBI's taxonomy places the organism in Eukaryota, Viridiplantae, Chlorophyta, Pedinophyceae. The record is from the annotation of a GenBank genome assembly.